Myxocyprinus asiaticus (Chinese sucker) is the source of this 5244-nucleotide messenger RNA. It is a transcript of the gene plcd3b, whose product is annotated as phospholipase C, delta 3b. Gene Ontology annotation, molecular function: calcium ion binding; phosphatidylinositol-4,5-bisphosphate phospholipase C activity. Bases 403 to 2715 code for a protein of 770 amino acids. The record is from RefSeq and is a predicted model, not a curated record. Lineage: Eukaryota; Metazoa; Chordata; Actinopteri; Cypriniformes; Catostomidae. Gene Ontology annotation, biological process: intracellular signal transduction; lipid metabolic process. The transcript is spliced from 16 exons.
UAGACGGGAGAGUCCAGCCGCGAUAAGCCCGUUUGCUAUAUACGGUCGGUGGGUUUAUAAUGGUGUGUUUUGAUUAAUGAGUUUUAAAUUGAGUUUACAAUCGUCGUAUUCCAUGUUUAUUUUAUGUCUGUGUCUAAUCUCUUUGGAUGUGCUCUGAACAUACAUCGAUGGAUCCAGUAAUUCCUUGGGGUUUUUAGCGCAUUUACUGUAGAUAGAGCAGAUCAUCUUCAUUCGAAACCUAAAUUUGUGCUUUAAACGCUUUUAUGCAGCACCGUUAUAUUUGCGUAGGUCAGAAUGUGCUUAUAUCGUACGGUUGCUGAAAAAAACAAAAAAAACUAAUCUAGAGCAAAGCAAACCGAUCCAUUCUAACGCUAUAAGGCGCAAGAGGACCAAAACUGCGUCAUGUUGAAGAACGGUAAAGGGAGGAAUGAAGCUGGGACGUCCCAACCGAAAUCAGACGACCCCUUGAAAAAUCUGGGGGUCCAGGCUGAUGAGGAUGUGAAGAUGAUGCUGCAGGGCUCUUCCAUGAUGAAGGUGCGAUCUCCACGCUGGCAGAGGAAGCGCAUGCUAAAGUUGCUGGAUGAUGGAAUCACGGUCUGGUGUGAAUCCAACAAGAGCUCCAGCAAAGCCAAGUCUCAGCAGUCCUUUACUGUGACAGACGUGGAGUGUGUGCGGGAAGGCUGUCAAUCUGAGACGUUGAGAAACCUGGCUGGCUCGCUCCGAGAAGAGCAAUGUCUCACCAUUGUGUUCAAGGGAGGGAGGAAGAGCUUGGAUCUCCAGUGUGACACUAAAGAGGAAGCGCAGCGCUGGAUCCGCGGGAUUCGCACUCUGCAGGGUAGAGUCAACAACAUGACCCAGAAAGAGAAACUCGACCACUGGAUCAAUGCUUACCUGAAACAAGCUGACAUUAAUCAAGAUGGGAAGAUGUCUUAUGAAGAGGUGCAGACGCUUCUACAGAUGAUCAACAUAGACUUGAAUGAGGAGUAUGCUUCCAGCCUCUUCAAGAAGUGUGACAAGUCAGCAGAUGGACGACUGGAUAGUGAAGAGAUUGAGCUGUUUUGUCGUGAGCUGCUGCGUCGGCCUGAGUUGGAUGCUGUGUUCCAUCAGUAUUCAGCUAAUGGUUGCGUCCUGUCCACCGUGGAUUUGCGGCAAUUCCUGAAAGACCAGGGCGAGGACAACACACUCAUACAUGCGCAGAGCCUCAUCUUCACCUAUGAGCUCAAUGAAUGGGCCCAAAAGAACCAGUUCAUGACCCCCAAUGGCUUCACUAUGUACAUGCUGUCUAAGGAGAAUAACGUGUAUAACCCGGAUCACGGCAGAGUUUACCAGGAAAUGAGCCAGCCACUCAGUCACUACUUUAUCUCCUCCUCACACAACACCUACCUCACUAAAGACCAGCUCAUGAGUGAGAGCAGUGCAGAGCCUUAUAUCAGGGCCCUUUGCAACGGCUGCCGCUGUGUGGAACUGGACUGUUGGGAUGGGGAUAAGGAGCCAAUUAUUUACCAUGGACACACUCUCACAACCAAGGUGCCAUUAAAGGAAGUGUUGGAGGCCAUCGCUGAAUAUGCCUUCAGGGCUUCUCCAUAUCCUCUUAUUUUGUCUCUGGAAAACCACUGCUCUGUGGAGCAGCAGACAAUUCUGGCACGGCAGCUGUGCUCCAUUCUAGGGGACAAACUGCUUACCAAACCUCUCAAUGACAAGCCACUUGAAUGCCUACCAUCACCAGAGGACCUAAAAGGAAAGAUCUUGCUAAAAGGAAAGAAAAAUAAAGUAGAGCAGGACACCUCUAGCUCUGACUCAAGCUCCUCAGAAGAUGAAUCCAAAGCUGAAAGUAAACCUAAAGCCCGUAAGGUUUCUAAGUUGAGUCCAGAGCUGUCUGAUCUGGUGGUGUACACCUGCGGUGUUUCCUUCAAAGGAUUUGAUCAAUUUGCCAAGAAACCUCCCAAUGAGAUGUCCUCUUUCUCUGAGAGUGAUGCAUUGAAACUUAUCAAAGAGUCAGGGAAGUUCUUUGUGCGUCACAACAGCAUGCAAUUGAGCAGAAUCUACCCAUCUGGUCAGCGGGUGCAAUCCUCCAACUACAACCCUCAAGACAUGUGGAACGCUGGCUGUCAGCUGGUGGCAUUGAACUUUCAAACUCACUGUGAAGAGAUGGAUCUAAACAGAGGUCGUUUUUUACCAAACGGACGCUGUGGCUACGUGCUAAAACCAAGCUUUAUGUGCCAGCCUGAUUCAGAGUUUAACCCUGAGAACACUGGUGGAGGGCCUGGCCACAACCCAACCCUGCUCACCAUCAAGGUGAUAUCUGCCCAGCAGCUGCCUAAACCUGAUAAAGAGAAGCUCAGCUCCAUUGUGGACCCCCUUGUAUGGGUGGAGACUUAUGGGGCUCCCACAGACACCAAUAAAAAAAAGACACACCGCAUCGACAAUAAUGGCUUUAACCCCAGAUGGGACUGCACCUUCAAGUUCAUACUACAUGUGCCAGAGCUGGUGUUAGUGCGCUUUAAGGUCGAGGACCAUGACUACACCACAAGAAAUGACUUCCUAGGCCAGUUUACUCUUCCUUUCACAAGUAUGCGUACAGGUUAUAGACAUGUACGUCUGCUGAAGGCAGAUGGGUCGAGCAUGUCUCCCUCCAGUCUCUUCAUUCAUGUUAAAAUUACCCCCGGCUACAGCAGCCCGGCCAGACAAACAACCACACAUAAAGCCGGAGAAUAAAGCAUGCAGUUUAAGCACUUGUCUAGUGGCCUGUCUGGGGAGGCAGCACAGUUUUUACCAACUUUCAGACCCAAAAUAUUCCCCACUGAGUAUGGGUUUUCUUAUACCGUUACACUGCCCGCAUAUGCAGUGACAAAUAUUAUUAAAUGUAUUGAUGACUGCCUUAUGAACCUGUAAUACACACAGAGUUCCCACGGUCAUGGAAACCCUGGAAAUAUCAGAGAAUUUAACAAAUUUACUUUUCAGACCUGGACAAAUUAUGGAAAUUAACUAAAUGUCAUGCAAAAGUCAUGAAAAUUUAUAUAUUGGAUAUACUGCAGAUGUUUCUUGUUAUGCUCAUUUCAUGAGAAAGAAAUCACCUUUUGUCAAUGCAAUCUAUUUAAAAUGGUUUUAAAAAAAAAAACCUUAUGCAGUACAUUAUGCAUUAAUCACAAACGACCAGAAAAAUCAUGGAAAAGUCAUAGAAAUUCAUUGGUCAAAAGGUGUGUGAACUCUAUAGAGUUCCAAACUUUUCCAAAAUGAGUUAUAUUUUAUAUAUAUAAAAAUAAUGCCGAAGCCAUUUCUGAUGUAGGCAUGACCCAAAGGUAGCAAAAAACAAAGAGGUUAAGAUCGCUAUGCUGUUAAGUAAUGUGUUUUUAAAAUGAUAAAGCAAUACAUUUGGUAUGCAAUGGUCUUUGCACCAGCCCAUGUUAUGUAGCAUGUUCUAAUUUAUACUCCAUAACUGUAUUGUAGGCCUCUUUUGCUAUGCAGCUAAAAGAAGAAGUGACUCAGAUAUUAAGGAUAUCAAAAGGUGUUGACAAUCGAUGAGCGAGUCCACUCCUCAUGUACCUAACGCAGGAAGAACAGAGCUCACUAAAACUAUUGCACUUAGACGUCAAUAGAAAGAUAAGCAAAGAACAGAAAAGAAAUUGAGAGAGUAUUUUUAUCUUUAUCUUUAAUGGUAUAUUUUAUCUUUAUUUCAUUUCAUAUUUAUGUUUUUUUAGAUCAUGUUGCCAUGUUAAAAACUGUAAAAACCCUUUAAAAUAUUAUUCAUGUUGAAACAUUUACACAUUUAACCGUUAUUUAGUCAGAUUCUCAUAUUCAGAUUUCAAUAUUUGUCAUUUAUAUGUAGAACAGUGGAUUUCUUAGGAUGUUUCUCAAUCUCUAGUUGUAUUUUUAGCUACAGUUUUGUCUAAUUAGAAAUACUUAAAUAUGUCGUGAUCUGUUUACUUUGGGAUGUUUAUGAGUUGCCUAAUCUGAUGAGCCGAUAUGACCGUAACACCCAUAAAGGGAAUUACCAGGUGCUCUGUUACACAGUCAAUUAAAGGGUAAAUUAAUCUCAGUAUUCUGAUGUAUUUAAGCCAUGGUAGGUGUAAUGAAGAAGCAAAUACUGCACAAGGAUUUGGUGCUAGUAGUCAUUAUUUUUGCUCAUAAAAACAGUGUGCAUUACAUAUCAUACAGUAUAUAAUCGGACACUGUAUGCAAAUUGAAUAUUGCUAAUCAUCUGUCUACGUGUUUUUCUGUGAAAGUGAUAAUGAUUAAAGAAUUUUAAUUUACAAAAUUUGUUAACUCACUUCAUUCAACAUGUGGUUGAAAUGCUUUCUUGUCUGUAUUCAUUAAGGGAUAGUUCACCCCAAAAGGAAAAUUCUGUCACCAUAAUUUACUCACCAUCAUGUUGUUUCAAACCCGCUUGACUAAUUUAUUUCCAUGUAACACAAAAGAAGAUAUUAAGCAAAAUGACAGCCUAGGUCACCAUUUACUUUCAUUACACUGUUCUUCCAUACAAUGAAAGUGACUGAGGCUAAAAUUCUGCAUAACAUCUCCUUUUGCGUUCCACAGAAGAAAUUUAGUCAUGUGGGUUUAAAACAACAUGAAGGUGAGUAAAUGAUUAAAGAAUUGUAAUAUUUGGGUGAACUAUCCCUUUAAGGCUGAAGUGUUGUAGGGACAUUUAUCUAGCAGGGCUAUAGCUAAUGGGAUGAAAGGUGGUAACAAUUCUAGGGGCCCACUGUUCCAGGGUGCAAACAAAUUUGAAACUGUAUUUUUUCAUAUGAAAAAAUUCCUCUCUGAACAUGCCACACAACUGCUUGUCCAGUCACUUGUCAUAACUAGACUGGACUACUGUAAUGCUCUCAUUGCAGGCCUCCCUGCAUGUGCAAUUAGACCCCUGCAAAUGAUCCAGAAUGCAGCAGCACGUCUGGUCUUUAAUGAACCAAAGAGAGCACAUGUUACACAACUCCUUGUCUCUCUCCACUGGCUGCCAGUUGCACGUAUCAAAUUCAAGGCUCUGAUGCUGGCAUACAGAACAGUCACUGGGUCUGCUCCAGCAUACCUAAAAUCAUUUAUGCAGAGCUAUGCGCCCACUAGAAGCCUGUGGUUGGCUAAGGAACAUCGUCUUGUUGUACCAACACAAAGAGGCACCAAAACACUUUCCUGGACUUUCAGCUUCAUCGUACCACGUUGGUGGAACGAACUUCCCAACUCCAUCCGUGAAGCUGACUCACUCUCUGUCUUCAAAAAACGACUAAAAACACAUCUUUUCCAUGAGCACUU